GGGCCAUAUAUGGGGCCGGCUGUGUUUUGACUUGGGAGCAGAGGAAAAUAUUUAACGAGAAGUAACCACGGCAGAUAGGUAUCUACCUACAUAGGGCUAUAAGCAAACACACUGAACAGUCCAGAAUUCCAGCACUUUUCGAUUCUUUCCAACCCGAAUGAGCCCCCUGCUGCACAAGUGGACCUAUAUACCUACCAGGCUCCCGACGACAUAAAGCCGACAAAAACACCACACUGCGCCACGCGCCUUUGCCUCUGAACAAGCAAGCAAGCAAGCAAGCAAGCAAGCAAGCUGCCUGCCCGCCAUCCUCGAAUCGCAAAACCACACCGUCGCAAUCAUUCCCUUCCUUGCUUUCCCACAAUCAUCUUCACGUCGCCUCUCACAAACAAAGCAAAAUGUCUGCUCUUCAACGCGCGAUCGCCAGCAAGGCCCAACAAGAGGAGGAGGAUGACGACGCAUGGCGAGCGGCGCGAUGGGCGGCCGCGCGCAAGGCUAUGGCCGACGGCACAUUCAAACGUACCGAGGUCCGCAUCCCCGUCGUCCUGAGUCCGGACGGCCCCGUACCGUCGCCCGAAGCCCUGCAACGCCUCGUGGGGAUCGAGUCGCUGCCCGAGGUGCUGGAGACGACGCUCACCACCUGGGACAGCAGCAAGAACGGAGGACUCGGGGGUAGUACGGUGACAGCUGCUAGGAUUUGUCACGUGAACUAUAGUGAGAAGAAGAGAUUGGAGAACAGGGCGGAAGUGGAGUAUGAUGCGACGGGGAAGUAUGAGGUGAUAUUUCGGGGGAAGAAGAGAUGUCCGAUGGUGGUAAAGUCGUUGAAGAAGGGUGGGGGUGGAAAUGGGGCUGCCGGUAACAAGGGGACUGCCGAUGAUGGGGAUGGUCUAGGUAAUGGGAAAGUGACGAAGUAGAACGUGUCUUGAUCUGGAAAACAAUGAUAUUUGAUUUAGGCUAUAGAUUGUCAGCCAUUGCUGAAUGACACCCGUUUCUGAA
Chaetomium fimeti is the source of this 993-nucleotide messenger RNA. RefSeq lists its product as uncharacterized. The record is from RefSeq and is a predicted model, not a curated record. NCBI's taxonomy places the organism in Eukaryota, Fungi, Ascomycota, Sordariomycetes, Sordariales, Chaetomiaceae. Bases 396 to 911 code for a protein of 171 amino acids. The transcript has a single exon.